Molecule: messenger RNA, 1027 nt
Organism: Thlaspi arvense
Lineage: Eukaryota; Viridiplantae; Streptophyta; Magnoliopsida; Brassicales; Brassicaceae
Source: the annotation of a GenBank genome assembly
AGGAUUCUCGAUGAAGCAGCAUAACCCUAAUUCUUACAAGUUACCCAGACGAGAUUCAUCAAAUUCCUGGUCCGAGCUUCCUCGAGAUCUCUUGAAUUUAGUGUUGGAACGCCUUGGCCUUGCUGAUUCUCGACGAGCUGAAUCCGUGUGUUCGUCGUGGUACUCCGCUGCGAGACGAUGCUUGGCGAAAAAGCAGAUUCCUUGGCUGAUUCUCUUGCCCGACGAAGAUGACGAGGUGAACAACCAUUGGUGCAAGCUAUCAUUCAUGCCAGUGUCUACCAAUUAUGGAAACAAAGGAACUCAAGACUUCAACCUCAACACCUUCAAAUCUAAUCCUCAAAGUUACUGUUUAGCAUCAUAUGGUAAUUGGCUCUUUAUGGUAGACUGUUGGUAUAAUCUCUACCUUUUGAAUCUAUUUACCCAUGAGAGGAUCGAUUUACCUCCGGUGGAGUCACAAAUUGGAACGACAAAGCUGGAGCGAACCUUAAAAGAUCACAAGCUUUACUACCUCCUAAACGACUACCGUGGUAGUAGUGGUUUUAUCAAAAUAUUCGACUUCUCCGGAGAGGUUCCGCAAGAAACCUUUCAGUGUGGUGUUCCUGGCAACAGCUCUUCACUUGAUCCAAUAAGAAAUUCAUGGAGGAUUGCCGGCGCACAACUUGUAGUCACAGUAACAGGAGAUGUCUUCUAUGUUGAAAGCUGGGCAAGACCUUUCACUUUACUCUGGUCCUUUCGCGUCUACAAGGUUUAUUCAUCAGGUUUCUUUAACAAGUUUGAACAAGUUGAUUCUUUGGGCAACGAGGCAAUACUUUUUGAUCUAGGCAUCACUGUGCUCGCUAAUGAUGACAUUGUGGGUUUUAAGAGAAAUUCCAUCUACUUCAAGACUACUUGUCAUGAACAAAACACUACUCAAAUUUGUCUCUUCAAUUUCGAGACACAGGAGAUGGAGCCACUGCACAAGUUCGACUGUUCGUCCCAACAACAACUCGCCAGAGCUCUAUGGUUCCUACCAAGUUUCAAGCAGACA